Molecule: messenger RNA, 10812 nt
Organism: Pocillopora meandrina
Lineage: Eukaryota; Metazoa; Cnidaria; Anthozoa; Scleractinia; Pocilloporidae
Source: the annotation of a GenBank genome assembly
GCACAAAACAAAAGACUAGUCGCAGUUAAAAGCAUAUGAAAUUACCCAGCACCAACGACUUUAUCAACUGUAUUUCAUGAACUGCUUUGAACCCAUUAUUUGUUUUCCAUGUGGACAUAAUACGAGCUGAUGAAAUGCUGCUGUCGAACAUACGGCUAAUUUGGAUGGUCUGGCCUCUUCUUCAUUGGGCGAGUUUAACCUUAUCAGAGUCGUACCUUGAACACCGAAGGCUCGCUCUUAAUGAAAGGACUCCACAGGGUCAGGAAUUUCCAUGGCAUUCAAUACGACUUCCACGCACUCUUUUGCCCACCAGCUAUAAAAUCACAUUACAAACUGAUUUGAAAUCAUUCAAUGUUAAAGGGAAUGUUACAAUACGAGUUAAUUGUGAAAAGCCAACAACACAUAUUAUUCUUCAUUUAAAAGACAUGAACGUAUCAGGGACAACCGUGCUUGAAACUACACAAGAGAGAGAAUUCUUUCCCCUUUUAUCAGCUGGAAGUGUUAAAGAACUGGAGCAAUCGAGGGUAAAAAGCGGAAGAAGAGGCAAGGAUCGCAAUAUAAGAGUCACGGAGACAAUGCAAAAUAGAACUCUUGAAAUGUUUCUCAUUGAAGUAAGUGAAGAGCUCACGCCACAUCAAAACUACGCGAUUUACAUCGAAUUUGAGUAUCCACUGACAGACAAACUUCUCGGAUUUUACAGAAGUUCUUACAUGACAAAAAGUGGUGAGAAAAGGUCAGUAAAACAAAUUAAAGUCUUUUGGUGAUAAGUGAUAUUAUUCGUUAUAUUGAGAUUAUUUUAGACAAAGUCUGUAAUAUUAGCGACCGUGAAGUCACAGCCUAACGCAGGCUUGUUUUGUUAGAAAAGUUGCGAGUCAGAGCGAAUUCACUCGCUCUGACGAAGGGCUUAAGCUCGAAAAGUCAGCUUUCUAAUCUCUUUACGGCGGCUAUUUCACAUCAUCAAGACAGUUCAUAACAAAACCAAUUCAGCAAGUUUAAAGUUAUUUGCAUGACAAACCAGAUUUGAAUAUUUCUUCCUAAUUUAUAGCAGGCAAGUUAAUGACAGUGUCUCUGCAGUUGAGCGUCACUCAGCAUUAUUUGCAAAACAUGAGCAGUUUUUUUUUGUUGACUCAUCAUAAUGAGUAAAGCUCCAAAGAUAAUUUCAGCUAUGAAUGGUUGCCCUGUUCAUUCUUGGUGACCACAUACAGUGGUACAAGUACUUAGCUAGUUGACUAACUUGUUUGAUUUAUUCUCUAAUUUAUUGCCUCUUAAAUGUCUUAAUUUUCUUCUUUAUUUAGUUGCCUUAUAAAAGGCGUCGAUCAAGAAUGAUUAGCUCCUUUAAAUUCGAGCCUUUUCAGAUUUCUUCUCUGUAAAUAGCGGUAAUAGGCCUUUUGUAGGUUCACGUCAAAAUACGCAGUUUCACCCUGAGUCGGCCUUGCUUUCAAGGAGCGGACUGUUGAAUUUUGAUCGGAGAGUAUUCCUAGAACACUGGAAUCAAAAGAAUACCCUCAUGAAAACAUAAAGAAAGUGACAAAGACUUAUGAACAUUCUAGCACAAAGAGGCUUAAUGAUUUCAUCAUGCACAAGAGCAUUUAUGCGAUGUUUGAAAAGUCAAAGGCCUAAGGUGUAUGAUAAAUUGAACUGUAUGCAUUUUACAAUUGGUUCGUGCGCCAGGGUGCGUUUAUUGAGAUAUGAAACACGUGGUAAGAUUGGAGAGCACGAAACAUGCUUAAGAGUUUCUAGAGUCGUUAUCGAUAGCAACUCUAGUUUGGUGAGUGCUCUCAAAUUUCCCAGGUGCUUCAUGUGACGAUGAACGCACAGCUGACACAUGAAGUAAUUGUAAAAAUAACGUUCUCAAUCCAGUUGUUUUUAAUGUUUUAUAUUUUAACUCUCAAUGCUUUAUAUAGACACGAAUCGAGGAUCACUUGUACCCAGUUAUUUUUUUCUUCUUAGUUAUCUGGCAGCUACACUAUUUGAGGCGACUUUCGCUCGAGCGGCGUUUCCAUGCUUCGAUGAACCGGAAAUGAAGGCAAAGUUUUCUGUUACCAUUAUCAGGGAAGGAAAAUAUUCUUCUCUCUCAAAUAUGCCCCUCAUGCAAACGGUAAGAAUAAAAAGGUGUGUUAACCCUUUCAGUCCCAAUAUCUUAAUUGUAAUUAUCCUUACUGUCUCUCAUACGAUUUCUAUGAUGUUUUCUAAGAAUUCUCAUAACUUGUCUGGCUAAGAUUAUUUUCAUAUUGUGAGGAGGAUUAUUUUGACAUUGUGAGGAGAAAAGGGUCUAUGUCCUCCAGAAUGAGCGUCUGUUGCUCAAUCUGCACAUGCAGAGAUGAUAUUCUUUUUGGGGGGAAUCUCCCCUCGCGGACAAAACUCUCACCGUUAAAAAGUUGGAUAAUUUCAGCAAGAUAAUGGAUUGGCAGUCAUUGCUUAUUAUUUCAAUAUCGCAUUUUGCGAAAACUGAAUGCUGAUGAUGUGCAAGUCCACAAGACCCUUAAAAGCACACAGAGUACAGUGUGAAAUGUGGAAAUCUCGUGUCACUUUGCACAUUUGUUGAAGGAUCCGUCCUAAUCCCUGAUCCCUGCUCACACAAUUAUAAGUUUUUUUGUUUCUUUGGUUUUCCUUUGUUUGUUACUUGUUUUUAUUUUAAUGAGACGCAAGGUCUGGGGUUGGGUUCACUUACAUACUUACAAGUAAAAUGUAUAUACCCUCAGAUUCUUCUAAAAGUUUUGACCUUUGCUUUCAGGUGAAGGUUGGAGAUGAUUUAUUCGCAGACCAUUUCCAAGAAUCAGUUAAAAUGAGCACAUACCUGGUGGCAUUUCUUGUGAGCGACUUCGCCCACAUAGAGACGACAACGAGCGGUGGUAUUAAGGUCCUGAACAAUCUAGAGUUUCACCUUUUUUUUUUUUGAAGCCUUAAGUUUUAGUGUUUGCUUCACUCACGAGGGAAUGAAGGACGGAAAGGUAAAAAUGUCUCUAAUUACUUUCUCUGUCGCCUUUUAGGUUCGUAUUUGGACCCCGCCAUCGCAACUGGCUCAGGCUUCAUAUGCACUGGAUAUUGCUUCAAAUACUCUCUCAAAUUAUGAAAAAUUCUUCCAGAUAAAAUUUCCUCUUCCCAAGCAAGGUAAGAAAAAUUGAAAAAAUUUCCGGCAGUUGCAUGCUUGUGAGUGUCAAUACACAAUUGUGCUUCCGUGCCUAUCAAAUUUACGAGGCUUCAGUACUGAUGUUUUCCUAUAGCAUCCAUGGACUUCCUUGGCAAUUCCUUUGGUCCUUCUCAUUGUUUAUCACCAUCUCUGCAGAUCUUGUUGCUAUUCCUGACUUUUCGACCGGUGCUGAGGAAAACUGGGGGCUAAUCGGGUUUACCAGCUCAAUGCUCCUCUUUGAUCCUAAAAAGACAUCAGAUGAAUUACGACAAAGUAUUUGCGAGACUGUAACACAUGAGUUGGCUCAUCAGGUCGGUAAAGAGAAAAUUAUAUUCCUGGGAUGUAAAUAAUUGUAAAAAAAAGAAAGGAUUUGUGGUGGAUAAAUCAUCAAUAAAUGUUGGUGAUUGAAUUGGCAACAUACACCUAUUUGACCUACUUCGACACUAAACUUAACUCCAGGCCCAAAGUCAAGUUGACACCCUUCCCUAUAAAGUAUUUGCAAGCCCAGUCAGAUUAUGAGGGUUGAAAGCCCAAAUCGUAUUUAUUGCCACUCAUUGACCCACCCUGAUCCAGCUCUCAAUGUUGACAACCGCUAGACAAGCAAGCGACGAGAAGCUGGGUUAUGAUUAAUAUAACCGAACUUUGCAAUGUAAGAUAACCCGCCAGCGUAGGGUUUCCCUAAUACUAUAAUGUUUUUGGUCAUCAUCUAACCUUGAACGAGUUUCGUUUCAGUGGUUUGGGAAUCUCGUAACUAUGAAAUGGUGGAACGAUCUUUGGUUGAAUGAAGGUUUUGCUACAUUCAUGGAAAACAUAGGAGCAAGCUUUGUUGAACCUAACUGGAGUAUGAUGGACCAAUUUGUCGUGAAGAAACUUCAAGUGGCUUUCAGUGAAGAUCAGUCGAGUUACUCUCAUCCAAUCUCAGUUGAUGUAAAAGAUCCCAAGGACAUUGACAGCAUGUUUGACUCUAUAUCUUACGAAAAGGUUUGAAUAAACCCCUCCGAAAAAGCGCUUAAACUAGGAAUAUGACGAGUGAUGCAAACAAUUAAGAUAUGACAAGCACAUGACAACAACAGCCCUAAGCAACAUCACAACAAGUGUUAUUUGCCUUGUAGGGAGCAUCUGUAAUACGGAUGUUAAAGAAUACUAUUGGCCAUGAUCACUUCACUGCUGGUCUGCGGUCAUACCUCCAAAGAUAUUCCUCUAGCAACGCAGAUACAGACGAACUUUGGUUAGCUUUGUCAGAAGUAAGUUUUCGAUGAUCAUAACGAUAACGUUUCGUUUUUCCACCCUCCAAUUAACUCUUGCACCAAAUUUCAAGUGUACCCCACAGCUUUAUCAUAAACAUGCCGGAAAUUGUUCAAAAUGAUGACGAAAGUACUUCCGAAUUGCUUUUGGUUUGUAUAUGUAUUACACCACUCUAUCAACAAAUCAGUUCACCAAUUUUAACUAAUUUAAAUCAAUGGCGUCUUUGUUGCUCGGCUUUCUCCUGAGCUUGAGGCCGGCCGGUUAGGUGAGUUAAGUUAGAGUUUCCAUUAGCUCCUUUUGACGACAAUCUUUGUUUCUGAUUGGCCACGCCGAAUUGACAUUGGUUUUGACGCUUCAUUCUGUUAUACUUUUUUCCCUUUUAUAUUGGUUCAUCUCCGCAGAAAAGUGGCAUUAACGUAAAAGAAGUUAUGGACACCUGGACACUUCAAAUGGGUUUACCAGUUGUUACUAUCAGGCGCCUGAACCAACACAAGGCGACCGCUGACCAAAAAGUAUUCCUUAUCGAUCCCGGUGCCAGACCACAAAAGAGUUCUCCAUUUAAGUAAGUUAUACCCUACAGACUUGCAUUCCUCCUCGCUCGUGUUACUUGCGUGCCAUCAUACAGAAAAACAAUGGCACCUUUAUGGUCAGUUGUUCGUGAUAAGGAGUCACUGCUAAGGAAUCCUAUAUAAAGAAAUGAUGUUUAAUAAUUUUGGUUUUCACGGCAAUUGAAUGGCGGUUAACCUCACAUAGGUAUGAUAAGCAAAAAAAGAGAACACGAUUUUUUUCGGUUUCGACUUAGCAUCUGCUUAGCAGUAAAUCUAAGAUGCCAUAUACGUCUACCAGAAAAAGUGUAACUCUCAUUUUACAAGCCAAGUCGCUCUUUUUUAUCACUAAAACUGCAUCUAACUUACCAACUCUGUCCUCUAUCAUCCUUACGUUUCUAAAUAUUCCCUCGAACUUCAUCUUGGUCAAUCUUCUGUUAUUUUUCAUAGUUAUACAUGGAACAUUCCGCUGACUUAUGAAACUGAGAAGGACAACACAACCAAACAAGUUUGGCUGAAGAGGGGAAGUGGUAUGUAAAUGUUGUCUUAAAAAUUUUUUCUCAGCUGAGGUCAAGACAUUUCUCCAAGUGGCUGAUCAAGUUUAAUCUAUAAAUCCAGAUAGGAAAUAAUCUAUCCCCCAAAAGAGUUUCGUGGAUAUCUGCAAAACAAACAACACACUAUCUAUACGAUAUAAGGGAUAACGUUUUAAAUUGAUUCUAAUGUUUAUUCUAGUUUUCCAUUCUUCAAGAUAGAUGGUAGUGACGUGAAUCUUUUUUUCCAGCUUCGCUUGAUUGGUCAAAGACAUCUGGGUGGAUUAAAGCUAAUGUUGAUCAGAUUGGUUAUUACAGAGUUAAUUACGACAUCGACAACUGGAAAGCUCUUAACAACCAACUUCACACAGACCAUACCGUAAGUCCUAGGGAACAGUAGAUGUUUACAAUUAGUUUACAUUUUUAUUUACUUUAAUUGGCUGAACAAUUACCAAACUCGUGGCCGUAAUGAUUACGUUUGAAGAAAAUCCUGAGCACUUAUGACGAAGUUAGAAUGAUUUUGUAUUAUGCAACACUGCAGGUAAUGAGUCCAGCCGACCGCUCUGGACUAAUUGAUGAUGCAUUUCAUCUGGCGAGGUAAACUAUUCCAUUUCACUUGCUUCUUUUCGCAUCUCAGUAUAUUUACUAUUUACUACUGUGAUUCUAUUCGCCCAGCUUCCCGUUGGUUAUUUUCAUAUUUUAAAAUUUCUUUUCAUUUACCUAUUAAUUUUUUCCUCUCCAUCCUCAUUUUCUGCAAUAGUGUUAAGCCUAUUUCGCUCUUUAUCCGCUUGUAAGUUGCUGUAACGUGUAACUUUGCGCCAAUCUCUUUUCGUGAUAAGUCCAAAUGUAAUAUUUUCUUAGGAGUGACGAGCUCGGAUAUGAACUAGCCUUAGAAAUGACUGAAUACAUAAGGAAUGAGGCAGAGUUUUCACCGUUAAUAACUUUCUUACGAAACAUGGAGUACCUUGGCGACCAGUUUACUCUACGCAAGUCUUAUGAUGUCUUUAAGGUAAUAUAAUUUGUGUCCUACCUAUAUCACUUGCGCUUUCUGGGAGGCCUUAUUUUAAGGAGAUAUUGUUGCGUAUGAGAUUAGAAGAAAUAAAAUACAAGUUCUUGUUCAUAAUUAAGUUUGAAUUUGGACUUCAUUUACAGUAGAACUAACGGAAACACUAAUAAUAAAGGGGGUAAGUUUCUUAAGAGACUGUGGGGCUGCGUCGGUGGGAGAGUAUAAUGGGGUAAUUUAGUAUUAGCAACUGAGUUGAUAACGUAAAUUGGCCACCAAAAGAGUUUCAAAGCUGAAGUUUCGAGCGUUAGCCCUUCGUCGGAACGAAUGCAGGAAUUGUGGGUUGUGUGUGUUUAUAUGCAGAGAAUGGAGCUACACUAUUGGUCGGAAUAUGAUGACGAGAAAACAGGAAUAAAUUAGUUGAAUGAAAAGCUCUUGUUGAUACUGUGAGGACAUUUUCUCUACGUUAUGAAUGAAAGGACAAGUUUUGCAUCGUGAGGAAGCGCUUUUGAAAGUACUUAUGACCAAAAAGUUGCGGAAACACUUUGUGAUUAUUUUUUAUGGUAAACUUGAAAUAGCUGAGCCGAGUGUGAUAGAAGAGAAGUUAUAAACUACAAUCAUUUGUCCACUACAGAGAUACAUGCUUCAACAACUUCGACCAUCAAUAAGUAGACUGGGAUGGAAUGACAAAGGAACGCAUUUACAAAAGUAAGCACUUGACUUCUUUUGUUUUUCCCAAAUACUUUGUAUUAAAAAAAUCAAUUUAAAAUAAAUUUCUUCCCUCUAGACUUUGUAAAUGUGAAAAAAAAGAAAAUUCAUUGUUAAUGAUUUUAAUUCAUUCUUUUUCUGAUUCCCUUGCUAAUUCAUGCGUCUUGAUCAUGGCCUAUUGUUGUUUUUCCAGAAUGCUGCGUCCAAAGAUUCUCUUUAAGGCUUGUGACUAUUCAGAUCAGGACACCAUCUUGAAGAUCAAGAACAUGUUUAAACUUGCAAUGGAAGAGAACAAAAUGUAAGUGUUUCUCUUCUGACAGCUUUCUUCUCGUUUGUGUGUGAUUUGCUGAGCUUUACAAAAAGCAAACUGAUUAAUUUCUCUGUUUAGGUUCAAAACUACUUUAUGUUGAUAAGGAGUCAAGAUUACUCUGAAUCGCGUAUUGUUGAAUGUCUCCCAAAAGGCCUUAUUAUGAAAAUGAUCAAAUAAGUUCUUUGUUUCGUUUUUCUUUUUCCCGAUACGAUGUACAUCCUAAAAGGCAAAGCCACUGAUAGUACUUAUUUUCACAGGAUCCCAUCAAACCUUCGUUCUUUAGUGUAUUCAGUUGGUGUCAAAGAAGGUGGCGCCGAAGAAUGGAACCAGGCUUUCAAAAAGUACUCAACUACUCACGUCGCCUCCGAAAAAGAUAUUCUUUUGGAUGCACUCACUUACACAAGAAAUACUCAAAUGAUACAAAAGUGAGUGUACAGGCGAGUAUCCCACACUGGAGUGUAUCCUACAGUGGGACAAGCUUUGCGCUCCUUGUGAAAUGAGCCCGCAUUAUCUGCCCGAUCGAUCGGAUCCUCAUAUCACCAUAAACCAACAGGCCUCCAAAAAACCCUUAGGGCAAAUUGUAUUUUUUGCACCAAUUAUUCUAGGUCUCUCUGUUGCUCUCAACUGAGAUUAUCACAAUCGUUUGCAGCCCUUAACUUUAACUUAUCAAACUUCACUGGCAACACUAGAAAUAGCACAUCUCCCUCGCAGUUUCUGAUUUGAAUCUGAAUUGAUACGCAGUCAGGUGCGAAAAAUUUGUUUUGGGGAUGCAAAUAAACUCAUAAUUCUAAAAGUUUUGGAACUCGAAAACAAGCUCUAAGCGAGGUUUUCAAAGUCUUUUUCCCAACUGAAAUAGAUUCCCUCGUCUCUCUUACUCCUCUCAAUUUUUCGUCAACAGGUGCUUAAAUUAUUCGUUGGAUAAGACAAAAAUUUCCCCUCAAGACACACUUUCAGUAAUCAGCGGGGUGGCGUCUAACCCCGAAUCAUGGAAAAUGGCUUGGGAUUUUUUUCGUGAACGCUGGCACAUUCUGUACGAAAGGUAUGAAGGAUAUCAACUCAUAAAAUCGCACUUGGAGGCGAUAUGACCUCUACUGCAAAACGUUGUUCCUUUGUCUCCUUGACGCUUAUCUUGCAAUCUCAAAUCUCACAACUCUUCCUAAUCAUCUCUUCGCAGGACCUAAAUGGCGCUCCAACUAAAGCAGUCUUCUUUCAUUAUUUUCUGCCAAUGAAAAGCGUUUCAGACAAAUAUUUCAAAAGGAAUUCAUCUUCCUGUUCUCCUUUUUUUUUUUUUGCGUCAUCACAAACCAUAUUUUGUUCUGGCUAAGCCACCUGAAAGGAAGUAAUUUGAAGAGCAAAUUUGACAUUUUUUUUGGCCUGAAACACUUUGAAUCACAGAAUUCGAUUAAAUUGCAAGGCAACUUCGACUAAAAACCCUUGCUCUGUGCGAACAUGGGAUAUGAUUCUCUUCGACUAUUAUUUUCAUGUGCACGAGUUUCAUAUGGAAAGAAAAUAAGUUGCAUUUUGAAGCUUGGAAAGAAAAUCAAACACAAAUUACAAUAACGGAUAAAGUAAAUUCCCUGAGAACAUGCAUACAAUCGCAUGCAGCCGACUGAGAUAAAAUGACUGAGAUAAAAAACAGCGUCCGACAUCAAAAAAGUAUCCUUUUAAACAGGACAAUAGCGUUUGAAAGCGGUAUGAAGCGCCAUUUAAAGCCUUAUUUGAAAAGUAAAUUGUAGCAUCUUUCUGAAUGAUGAAAACUGACCGGUCAAUUUAAAAUUAACUGAAAUGUUUUACCUUAGGUAUAGUCGUGGAUCUGAUGAAUGGCCAGUGUUGAUUGAAUCUUUGAUGUUUAAAUGCAACACUCUCGCACAACUGAGCCAGGUAGGAUAUUUGAUAUAGAUGUAGAUUAUUUUCCGUAUUCGAUAAGAAAUAAAAUGCCAGGGUUGUGAAAGAUGUUUUUUUUUUUAUAAUAAUAAUCUUUUGGCUUUUUUGAUGCAUUACACAACUUGAACUAGCCGUCUUCGACGGUUAUAUGGCGUUAUCCAUCCACGCAUGUCACGGUGUUCCUCUUGAUGUUCAGCACAUGCCUUGUUGCCACUUUCGCGAAAUCCAAAGUUAGACAGUGUUGACGGGCUCUUCCCAGUAUUUAGACGUGCCUCUCAAUUGAACGCAAAGUUACUAAAACAAAAUAAAUUAUUUCGUUAUUAUUCCGGCUCAUUUCAUUCUGGCUGACUUGAAGUAAUAUUAAAAAACUAUCCUUUUUAGGCUUCCCCUUGGCUGCUUCACACAGGGAACGACGGGAAGAAUAAUUGCUACUUACCUUAGUCCUUUCACUCCUAAGAUCUCAAUAGUAAUUCUCCGCACUGUCUGCCUCGUUAUAAUUCUCAUCAUGGUAGUUCGGGGAAUUAUGGAUUGGAUCAGAUAACAAUCCCCUAAUUAAUAUUUUUUCUUUAUUCUCUUCACUUGUCUACUUGAUAAUUUAUUAACUUUGAAAGGAGAAAUUCUGUUUUGGUCACUCAUGGGGGUUAACGUGUAAAGCCUACUAAAAGUAACUUUGUAGGCAGAUGUGCGUUUUUCAACCGACUUUUUAAGUUUGCUUGUGAAUUUUUCUUGAUUCGUUACAGGUUAAGAAAUUCUUCAAGGAUUAUAAGCCCACAGACGCAGCCUAUCGCCAGGUGAAAAUGGGAAUAGAGCGAAUCCACGCAAAUAUACAUUGGCUCAGUCGGCAUGAGGAAGAUGUUACCAACUGGCUCAAUCAACACGUGCAAAUCUGAUAAAAGAGACUGUUACAUAUAAUGCACAGUUUAAUGGACAAAGCAAAAAUUAUAGAUUAUGUCAGCUUGAAAAAAAAAACAUCAGACUCUGUUUGAUUAGUAUCGUUUUUUCAUUUUAAGUGAUAUCAAAAAGUUGGUUUGAAUCGAUAUGACUUUGUCAAAUUUAGACCCUACAAAAAAGAAUCUACGGAGAGUGAAAUCUCGCCAAUUCUUCAGACACGGGCGGUCAAAUAAAUUGUGUCUGAAAAGUUUACAAACUAUAUGAAAUCAAAGACUUUCGGAGCAAAUUCAGCUUAACUCUGAGUGAUGAAAAAAAAAAGAAAGAAAAAACGAAGAACAUGUUUUAAAGGUAGGAAAAAAAACACACAUCCACGUCAAGUCAAUCAACAAAACACGACCUUAACGUCGGCGUGUUUUUCGUUAUUAAUCCUUAGGCCUUAAGUUUACCUAAUACUGAUAAUUAAUAACUGUUAGUCCACGAAUCUUUUUCUACAAUCACCGUGGGAAAAAAGUCACAGAAUGGUAAAAUUAUGUAAAAACUUCGAUGAAUUUGAUUGUAAUUGUGCC